AUGUCCCAGGAAUCUGAACUCGAUCCCACUCCUCAUUGGAUCUGCUCUUUAGAGGAUGAAUUAGGCUCAUUAAUCUGGGUAACACUAAGAGAUGACACUUUUUACGUCGGUUUAUUUAAAAGCUUUGACCAGUUCGGAAAUAUAGUCAUUACAGAUGCUGUUAAAAAAAUUGUAUUAAACGAUAAAAAGUCAUUUUCAGAUAUAUACUGUGGUUACACGGUUAUUAGAGGGGAGAGUAUAUCAUAUUUUUGUGCACUUGAUGUUAUUUUGUAUCUUAACCUGUUUAAUUAUGAAAAAUUAGUUGACAAAUCGUUGGUUAAAAAAUUGUACAGUAUCGCUAAAGUAAGAGGAGUUCAUAGUUCAAUGAAGUUUGAUGUAGUUUUAAAUUAUAUACCAAUUGAGGAAGCUUUGAAGUUAGAGAAGAUGGAAAACGAUGCUAAAGGUUACACUAAAUUGUCAAUAGAUGACAUUGUGGCCAAUGAAUAA
Theileria annulata is the source of this 486-nucleotide messenger RNA. RefSeq lists its product as uncharacterized. The record is from RefSeq and is a predicted model, not a curated record. Gene Ontology annotation, biological process: deadenylation-dependent decapping of nuclear-transcribed mRNA. Gene Ontology annotation, molecular function: RNA cap binding. Gene Ontology annotation, cellular component: Lsm1-7-Pat1 complex; P-body. The transcript has 2 exons. NCBI's taxonomy places the organism in Eukaryota, Apicomplexa, Aconoidasida, Piroplasmida, Theileriidae. Bases 1 to 486 code for a protein of 161 amino acids.